UGCGGUUAUCUGGAUGUAAGGAGGAAUGGCGACGGCCGAGACGGUUUUGGAGGCUUGAGUGGAGCUGGAUUUGACCAAACAGAGACGGAUUGUAGGUUUGAAUCCGUUUAUGCCCAGCUGAGCCCCAAAAUGGACAGUGAAAUAACUACCUCCUCUUCAACCAACAACAUCUCACCCUCCUCUCCUCAGACGGCAACCAAAAAGGCCAAUCUUGCAAUAAAACAGCGAGACAGUAAAAAACCCACCUCCACAACCCCUGCCUUUCUCUGCAACCUGGGGAGAGCCACGCUGCGGGGCAUUCGCAAGUGUCCUCAGUGUGGUGUCUAUAACGGCACCCGUGGACUCAGCUGCAAGAACAAGGCCUGUGGAGUGUCCCUUAGAAAUGUUUCUUCAGAGGGUAAAAACCUCAAGAAAUGUGCAGUGCAAGUGGUGAAGGUGAUAACAGACAGCAAUGAGACAGAGGGCAAAGAGCAAGGGGACGGAGAAGUCCUGGGUGGCGGCUCAGGUGGAGGAGCACAGGUGUUUUCGGUGUGUCACAAAGGAAGAGGAGCCACAGCUACACAGUGGGGCUUUGUUGAGCUAGUUCCUACUGACACAGCCAUAGCAACUGGGGAUGGGGCCACUCUUCUGACCCGCAUCAACCUGGGGCGAUGCUUUUUGCCUACUUGCAGGCAGGGUCAGAAGUCAAAUCAGCGUGAGUCGGAAUCUGCAGCCAAGCAGUCCUCUGACAGCCUUUGCAUCCACAUCAAGCAAGCCAUAGAGUGUCAGAGCCAUGCAGCACCCCUAACCUUCAAAAGCUCUGUCCUGGAGGGUUUGCAGGUCUCCAUUCAAGUUAGAGAUGAGUUGUGGAGGCUGGCCACGGAGUCCCCUGGGCCCUUGGUGCAGCGUGUUUCCAAAGACACGCUAGUGGUGAAGUGCCACACUGACUCUCAACAUCCUCUGGGGCUCCUGCAUCUCACUGUAGGGGCAGCAGGGCCGUCAGAAGCUGUAAAGGGCGAGAGAAGUGUCUUUCAGUGUGCCUGCCAAGGUCACACAAGAAAAAAUAAACCUGGUGUGGAUGGAUCAGUCGGAUCAGUGAGCUCUAACCUUCCUCCUAGAGCGCUCACAGCACAGCCCUGCCUUCACUUCCACGCCUGUGUAUGCGCCUUUGCAAGCAACGAGAGGCUGGCUUCAGAGUUUGCAGCUUUCAUCAACUACACUUCCAGUGGUUUCCAGAAUGCUUCCAGCAGAAUAAAUCCCAGUGAGAAACCUCUGCUGCAGGCUGAACCUGCAGACUCCCAUCAAAAAGCCAAGAAGCUCCGCCUGGAUGAAUCCACCUCAGCCCCCUCCGUGGGCUCUCGCCCUGCGGUGUGGAAGGAGGGAGUGUCCGCCACCACCUUUAGGAAAGCUGGUCAGAGAAAAGUCGCUGGCGGGCUGAAGGCUGCAGGGAGCGCUCAGGUUGUGGAUGAGCGCACAGUGACGAUGGGCUUCCAUCGGUGGCUGGCCAGUGUGACAGAGAGGAUCCACCAGACCAUGCACUUCCAGUUUGAUGGGAAACCACAGCCUUUAGUCUACCACAUCCCCCAGGAGUUCUUCAACGUGCUGCAACAGCGUCUGUCGCUGGGAUCCAAGAAGAGGAGACUUCCCAACAUUUCAAAGGCGUUUGUCAGGAAUGAUGGACUUCCUCCUGGCUCUUUCUCCAAGUACACCUGGCACAUCACCAAUCUGCUGCAGGUCAAACGCAUCUUUGACACAACAGAGCUACCAUUGGAGCUCACUCAGAGUUUUGUAAAAAACGUGGACGGCUCUUACUCACGUUUUCGCUGUCCAGAGCCUCCACCUGAGCCAGAAUUACCUGAUGGAUGCAGGACAGAUCGGCCGCAAGCGAUACGACCGAUGGAGCUCCGCACGUUCCUUAAAGUUGGGCCGGGCACAGCCGAUCAGAAGGAAGCCAGUCCGUUUGUGAUUGAAUGGAUCCCUGAUGUUCUGCCUCGCUGUCAGAUGGGAGAGCUCAGGAUCAGCUUUGAGUUUGGCCAUCAGCAGAGCGGCCAAUCGGAGCUUCACGAAAAAAUGAGUGUGGCAGAAAAAGGAGGUCGCAGCAAGUUAGACUGUACCCAAAGCAAAGACAAGAAGGCCGAUGACAUUCUUCAAGUCGUUGUGCAAUAGCCCUCUAAUCUUGUCUUUACUAUGGAGUCUUACAUUUACAUCAGCAAUAGGCAACCAGUGAUGCGCGGUCAGGUUCAUGUCUAGUGAGGCACUGACUCCUCUGGAGUCAGAUUUACAAUUAUAAGAACUGAAAAGAGCAACUUAUUUCACUAUUCAUCCAAUAGCGUGCAACUACUGACAAUGCUUCAUAUCCCAUCAGCAUUCCUCUUUCAGUUACACUCGCAGUGUGAGGUUGCCCCCUUGAGGUGAGGCAGAAUACUGCCUACCCCACUUGCUAACUUUUCUCUGUACUUUAUUGAACGAUCAGCAGGAAUAUUUCUCUCGCACGUACAUUAAAGACAUUACACAGACUGUAGAGAGUCAUGGUGUAAAACAAAUAUUUCUGUAAAGUUCAUAUUGGCGAUAUGCUGAGGAACAGAAACGGACACAUGUCAUGCAACCCGGUUUGUAUUGGAUCGCUCAGUCAGAGGUGAGGCACAGCUCACCCCUGCCUCACCCAGAGUUUCUGCCCUGGAAUUGGUCCAGGAAAUACUCAAAUUCAGCCUAUUACUUAAAAAAAAUGUCAAAAACGUGUAGAGUCCUACUGAAAAUGUUUUUUUUUAACACAAAUCAGUGGAAAAUAAUAUUUAUUUAAUGUACUCUUUUUCUUUUUUGUGAUGGCUGGUGAGGCACUUCCUCGCCUGCCUCUCCUGACCGCCUGUCACUGUAGCCAACCCACACAUAGAGUAUGUGACCUCAUAUAAAAUCAGUGCAUUUCUGUUACAAUGCAAGAUGUGAAUAAUCAGCUGCCUUCGUCUUUGUGACAAGUUUAACUUAAAAAGACUUUUUUUUCUCCUGUCUUUCAGCUUGUUCUAAAGCUUUUUAGGGUCAGCACUGAAGGGAGUUAUGUGCUCUGUAGGAGAAUAUUUAAGUAUUCUUAAAGCCUUGUUGGUAAUCCGAGCUUUUCUUCCUGGACUUGAUAAAAUCCCAGUGCAACAUAUUGACAUAGUUGUUUGUAUUCAAUCAUGUCACCUUUGCAGACUCAUGUAUUUCUUGUAAACUGGUGGUCAAACGCACUAACGCUGUGCAAGAAAGAUGCGUUGUUCGAGUAUUUUCAAAGUUCCAAUGCAAGGUCACACACUAGAUACCUCAAAAAACGUUAUCUUCAUUAUAAAGAUUGCUUGAACAUCCUGGUAAAUGAACCAAAAACAUCAGCUCAUGGUAAAAUUACAUAAUGGAGUAUUCAUGGUAUUUGGAAGGAAGUCGAUGUUCACCCAGAAGGACAAACCAGCUUUUUACCACACCAUACUACGUAAAAUGAUUUUGUACCUACUCAGUGAAAGGAGCUAAAAAAAGAAGCUACUGUCUCACAUUCCACCUUUUUGGAUCAAUAAUCUGACCAAUCAGAGGAGAAUGAGCCAUUGGAGCGCGGUCUUAAAGAGGUAGAAGCUAAAAUGGAGCAUAAAGAGAAGCAGCAUCAUAUGGACGGAGAACCAGACGAGAUGCAAAACAAGUUGUUAGAAAGAUGAAUUUUAUUCAUUUUUGUAGAUUUUGAUUCAGCAAGUCACCUGACUGUCCAUUUUUAUAACCCGUCUUUUACUCAUAGGCCUUUAACUCAACCUGAGACUUGGUCUUAUUUGGUUUUGGAUUUAUUUUAUUUAGUUUUUAUUCUGCCUCUCGUCUGCUAAUUGCCGGGACAGGCUCCAGCCCCCAUGACUCUCCGGCGGAAUAAGCGUUCUAGAAAAUAAAUGAAUGUUUUUUUAUUGGUUGGAGUCGGUCUUAUCCAUUUGCCUGCUUUUAAACUUUAAUAAUUUUAAAUGUGUGCUUUUUUAUGCAGUUCUUUGACUUUUCUCGGAUGUGCAGCACUUUGUUUCAGCUGUGGCUGCUGUUGGAGCGAUUUAUAAAUAAAAUGAUGAUGAGGAUGACAGAACUGAAAAUCAUUCAAUAGUUUACAUAAUUUGUUCAUUGCUGACUAAAGUAGAGAUGAUAUUUGUCAGUGUGACCGUAUUUUUUCACAGCCAUUUAGCACUGGUUUGCGAGUUAAGGUUCGUAUAAGCUGUGUGUUGCUAACAGGUUUUGGGUAUCGCAAUGGGAGGAUUUGGAAAAAUAAAAAUGAAAAUUUUAAUGCUUGUGUGAUAGCCAAAGAGUUAUGUUGAAUCUGUAUCUUCUUCCACAUGUUUGGGGAGUCUCCAAACAUACUCUUGUUUUCUUGUAGCAACAUCCAGUCUUCCAUAAGGAUCUUGUUGGUUAAACUAGUCUUAUGUACAAAUUCUCAAACCCUUGCCUGGCAGCCUCUCCUCUCUGAUUAAAUGCCUUUCUUGUUUUGACUGUG
This is a messenger RNA of Melanotaenia boesemani (Boeseman's rainbowfish), 4456 nucleotides long. It is a transcript of the gene c19h2orf42, whose product is annotated as chromosome 19 C2orf42 homolog. The transcript has 9 exons. Gene Ontology annotation, cellular component: nucleus. Bases 130 to 2145 code for a protein of 671 amino acids. The record is from RefSeq and is a predicted model, not a curated record. Lineage: Eukaryota; Metazoa; Chordata; Actinopteri; Atheriniformes; Melanotaeniidae.